AUGGAAAACAUUACAUGUAAAAAGCGGCAAAGAAGUGAAAAUUGGCUGGAGGAAGAUAAGCAUUUAUUGAUGGAUUUGGUAAGGGAGCGUGUAUCAGUAAUUGAAAAUAAAAAUACUGAUACAAAUACAAACUCAAAAAAGCUAGCAGCAUGGGCAGAUUUAUUAUGCAGUUUCAACAGUAUGUGUAAAGGUGGUACUCGCACUCUUCCCCAAAUAAAAUCCCAAUGGAGCAUCAUUAAAAUGACAAAAAAAAUUAAGUGUGUCGAACGAAAGAAUCUUCGCCAGACUUGUGGUGGUUCACAUCCAACUACGAACCCUGAAAAUGGAGACGACAUUUGUUCAUGGCUCCCUAAUGAAUUUGUCAUUGACACCAAUGAGUUUGAUUCUGAUGAAAUAAAUCAGAUUGGGGAGCCAUCGCAAAAUGAAAUCAAAGUGGAUGGGAUAAAUAAACUUGUCAAUGUUGAAAACAAGUCUUCAGAUAAUGACACAAAGAGUACAGUAAAGGAUGUCACAGUAGAAAUACUUGAAAAGAUCCAAACUACACGAGAGGUUGUAUCCAUUGGCUCAGCACCAAAACCACUCUAUACACCAUCUAAGAAACCUGAAAGAAAGAAUAAAAAUGAGAAAAAGACCGCAGAUCAUGCAGAAAGUAUAGCCAAUACUGAAAUCGAGUGCAGGAAAGAGUUCCAUCAAGCCCAAAUGGCAAAUGAAGAAAGGAAAGCCCGGAACUUGGACCUCGAUGAGACAUUAAUUAAAUUAAAAAUUGAAUAUUAUAAAACACUUCUAGUUCUAGAAAGUAAAUAA
This is a messenger RNA of Parnassius apollo (apollo), 804 nucleotides long. The record is from the annotation of a GenBank genome assembly. Lineage: Eukaryota; Metazoa; Arthropoda; Insecta; Lepidoptera; Papilionidae.